Messenger RNA from Manacus vitellinus (golden-collared manakin), 1513 nucleotides. It is a transcript of the gene IFT38, whose product is annotated as clusterin associated protein 1. Gene Ontology annotation, biological process: cilium assembly. The coding region runs from base 79 to 1158 and encodes 359 amino acids. The record is from RefSeq and is a predicted model, not a curated record. NCBI's taxonomy places the organism in Eukaryota, Metazoa, Chordata, Aves, Passeriformes, Pipridae. The transcript is spliced from 11 exons. Gene Ontology annotation, cellular component: intraciliary transport particle B; centrosome; cilium.
GAACCUCAGACUGAUAUUCCUGCUGAUGUGGAGACAGAACAAGACCGGGUUUUCUUCAUUAAGGCCGUGGCUCAGUUCAUGGCCACCAAAGCUCACAUCAAGCUCAACACCAAGAAGCUGUACCAGGCCGACGGGUACGCGGUGAAGGAGCUGCUGAAGGUCACCUCGGUGCUCUACGGGGCCAUGCACACCCAGGGCGUGCAGCGGGCAGAGCUCAGGGAGGACGACUCGGCCAAGUUCAAGUUGGACCUGGGCUCAAAGGUUGCUGACCUGAAGGCAGCUAGACAGCUUGCUUCUGAAAUCACCUCCAAAGGAGCAGUUCUGUAUGACUUACUUGGCAAAGAAAUGGAGCUAAGGGAAGCAAGAACAGAAUCUAUUGCCAGACCUUUGGAGAUAAAUGAGGCUGAGAAGGUGAUGAAAAUUGCCAUUGACAGUGUUCUGGAACAAGUCCGAAAGACUAAAGACAUGUUGAAUAAUGUGGCUUUGGAUGAAAGCAAUUUGGAAGCCAAGAUUGAAAAACGAAAACUGGAACUGGAAAGAAGCCAGAAGAGGCUACAGACUCUACAAAGUGUUCGUCCUGCUUUUAUGGAUGAGUACGAGAAGAUUGAGGAGCAGCUGCAGAAACAAUACAGUAAUUACCUGGAAAAAUUCCGUAAUCUGACCUACAUGGAGCAACUCCUGGAUGAUCAUCGACGGGCAGAGCAAGAGAUGUUUGAGGAAGCAGCAAACAUGUUACGUCUUAUGCAGAACAGGCUGAAGGAAGAGGAGCAACACCUGCUAAAGAGUGGAGGUAAUGAUGAUUCUGACAUCGACAUUCCGGAGGAUGAAGGAUCUGACAGUGAACUGGAAGGGCAGAUCAUGAAGCAGCACACCAGCACAGAAGCUCUGCUGCAAGGAAGAGCUGGCACACGGAUCGUGGGAACAAUGCAAGGUGGAGACACGGAGGAAGAUGGGACACCUGCCCCAGCACGGCCAGGCUCGCACAAGGUCACCACCAAGGCACAGGAGGACUCGGGGGAUAGUGAGAUUGACCUGGAUGAAGAUGAUGAUGAGGAGGAGGAUGAUCUGGAAGAUGACAGCAUGGAAAUCUCCCCAAGCAAAUCCAGCCACCGAGCAAGGAAGCCAGAGCCACUGGAGCAAAGUGAUAAUGACUUCUGACUCUUCAGGAGCAGGAGGCAUCUUGAAACAGGAACUUUGGAGAGAAUGCAGGCCAGGAGCAAAUAUCCUGCCAUCUGAAAAGUGUGUCAGCAUGAAUUUAGGAGUUGGUGAAUAAUGGUCAUUAAACUUAAAAAUUAAACUCGGAUUGCCAGGCUUGUGACUCUCAAAGCAUGAGCAGUUUAUCCAUAAUGACAAUCACAGUAAUGUGAUGUUAUUUCCAUAAUUGCACUAAACUGGCUCUCGUGCACUGCAGUGCCAGAAGUCUCACUCCAGUGAGCACUGUGUACCUGAUUUCCCUGCAUUUUAUUAUGUCCAAACAGGUUUUUUUUGCUUAAUAAAACUGGAUUAAAAGCUA